AUGUCAUACCUGCAUACCCCUGAUUUCUUUUCCAACGCUCUACUUAUCAUAAGUAUUAUUGCUCUACCACUUCACGUCUUCGGUGCCUACUGUAUCCUCGUGAAGACUCCAAAAAUGAUGAAUUCAGUGAAAUGGAUCAUGCUGAACUUGCAUUUUUGGAGUGUCGCCUUGGAUUGGGGCAUCACUUUCUUCACGAAACCGUUUGUAUUAUUUCCUGCGAUGGCUGGCGUGCCGUUGGGCGUUUUGAGUGGGAUGGGGGUGUCGACUGGAAUGCAGAUCUAUAUGGUUGUCACGUUGUUUUGCAUCGUUUGCGCCGCAAUUGUCUCUUGUUUCGAAAACCGCUACUACUUAUCCUUCGGUCGUAACUCCAUAUGGCAUCACUUCCGAUUCCCAUGCAUGCUAUUCAACUACUUUCUCGCAUUCCUUAUUUUCCUUCCCGCUUAUAUCAACGCCCCGGAUCAAGUCACUGGUCUCCAAAAACUGUUUGAAUUGCUCCCAAAUCUUUCAGAUGAUAUCCGUCGGCUUCCAAUUUAUGUGAUCGCUUCAGAGUACUCAAUGGUUGUGGGGCCGGUGGUACUAAUGGGUGUAGUCAUAAUGAUUGAAGCUCUGAUAUUUGUUGGACUAAUGUAUAAAGGAGCCACGAAAGCGAUUCGGUUGAUGAGUAUCUCAUUGAAUACUCUGAUUAUGCAACGCAAAUUUCUAAGAGCUUUGUAUAUCCAGAUUUUUAUGAUUUUUCUUAAUAUGGGUAUCCCUUUAUUCUAUCUUGGUGUGGCUGUACCCUUCAACUAUUAUAAUCAAGCCGCCAACAAUAUCUGCUUUAUCAUUUAUUCCCUCCAUGGCUUGAGCUCCACUAUUGUAAUGGUUUGGAUUCAUAAACCGUAUCGGAUGGUUGUCCAGGAUUUAUUUGAUAGAGGGAGAUCUCGGAGAAUGAGUAACGCUGGUCAAAAGAAAAGUAUUGGGGAGAUGAAGACAACAUUGAAUGUAUCGAAUGUGAAUAUUAGGUUACAGUAUAAUGUGAAUAUUGUUAAUGUUGUUAUUUAA
This is a messenger RNA of Caenorhabditis remanei, 1041 nucleotides long. RefSeq lists its product as uncharacterized. NCBI's taxonomy places the organism in Eukaryota, Metazoa, Nematoda, Chromadorea, Rhabditida, Rhabditidae. The transcript has 2 exons. Bases 1 to 1041 code for a protein of 346 amino acids. The record is from RefSeq and is a predicted model, not a curated record.